This is a messenger RNA of Phycodurus eques (leafy seadragon), 2936 nucleotides long. RefSeq names its product alpha-taxilin-like. Lineage: Eukaryota; Metazoa; Chordata; Actinopteri; Syngnathiformes; Syngnathidae. The record is from RefSeq and is a predicted model, not a curated record. Gene Ontology annotation, molecular function: syntaxin binding.
AAGUUCGAACCGGAAGUGUACAUCUUUUGGCUCACCGCAUCAGUCAGCCUGCUAGCAUUGCUCUCAUUGAGUCUACAGAAAGCAGUGUGUUAUUGUCUUCAAAGAUCAUCCGAUUAAUUUUUUAAAUAAAACAAAAAUAGAAAAUAAAUCUGAGAUGAAGAAGCAAGACACAGAGGAGUCGGUCACCCAGGAAAUCGAGGAUGUGCCCACUACAGCGGGCGGAACGGAGUCCCCUGUGGUUCCGAAGGAGGACGUGGACAGCAGCAGCAGUCCCAAAGAGCCCGAAACGCCGCAGGCGGACACGCCACCUAAAAAUGAUGAGGCACCGAAUGAUGAUGCAGCAGCUCAGUCUCGGUGCGACAAGGCCAACGAGCUGAGUCGCCAGCUGGAGGACAUCCUCAGCAUCUACUGCAGAGAGAGCCUUUCGGACGAUUCCGGCGCCCUCGCCAACGGCCAGUCGCAAAGACUCGAGAUCAACGGGCUCGCUGACGACAAAGAGCACGACGGGGCCGUGGCGGGCAAAGUGAAGGGGGGCGCCAGUGGCGUAGACAAGGAAAAGAAGAAGACGCAGGAUAAGAAGAAAGUAAAGGGCCUGGGCAAAGAAAUCACCCUCCUCAUGCAGACUCUCAACACAUUAAGCACACCCGAGGAGAAGCUAACUGGCCUCUGCAAGAAGUACGCCGAACUGCUGGAGGAGCAUCGGAACAGGCAGAAGCAGAUGCGGGCGCUGCAGAAGAAGCAAACUCAGCUGGUGCAGGAGAAGGACAACCUGAGGAACGAACAUAGCAAGGCCAUCUUGGCGCGCAGCAAGCUGGAGAGCCUCUGCAGGGAGCUGCAGCGGCACAACCGCACACUCAAGGAGGAAGGGAUACAGAGGACCCGUCUCGAGGAGGAAAGAAAAGAGGUGACUUCGCAUUUUCAGGUGACGCUCCACGACAUCCAGGUUCAAAUGGAGCAGCACAACGAAAUGAACGCCAGCCUGCACCAGGAGAACACGGAGCUGGCCGAGAAGCUCAAGAAGCUCCACGAGCAGUACAAAUUACGAGAGGAGCAUAUAGACAAAGUGGUGAAGCACAAGGACCUGCAGCAGCAGCUGGUGAACACCAAACUACACCAGGCGCAGGAACUGCUCAACGAGUCGGAGGAACGCCACAACACAGAGAAACAUUUUCUGCUACAAGAGGCGCUCGAGUCUCAGCGGAUGUGCGAGUUGAUGAAGCAGCAGGAAGGCCACCUCAAACAGCAGCUUUCACUGUACACAGAGAAGUUCGAGGAGUUCCAGACCACCUUGUCCAAAAGCAACGAGGUCUUCGCCACGUUCAAACAGGAGAUGGAGAAGAUGACUAAAAAGAUCAAGAAGCUGGAGAAGGAGACGGCCAUGUAUCGUUCCAGGUGGGAGAGCAGCAACAAGGCUCUUCUGGAGAUGGCUGAGGAGAAAUCCGUACAAGACCGCGACUUUGAGGCCCUUCAAGGUAAAGUCCAGCGGCUGGAGAAGCUGCGGCGCGCCCUCAAAGUGGAACGUAACGAGCUCAACAAGAAGGUACAAAAUCUCAGCGGCACCCCCGCGCCGCCCACAUCCGACUGCGAAUGCCCCUCCCCGACACCCACAGACUCUUUGCCGGAAGCCGGCUCAAACGCCGCCGCUGGCAAAAUCGGCCACGCCCUCACCGAGUCCAGCACCCGUAGCCCACCCUGUGACGUGGAACUGAAUACGGACACCCGAGUGGAGGUGGCUCGGCCCACCCCCACGCAGGAAUGAUGAUGAUGAUGAUGAUGAUGAUCAUCACUCAGAACCACAACAUGACCAUCUUUCACCUGUCACAAAUCAAACUACAAUUUGUUUUUUAAGUCUCGCAUCAAAUCGGCAUUUUGGAAACACCUGACAAGUUGAAAUGACCAGUUCUCAUUAUGUUUGUUAAGGGGUGGGGACAUUUCUGCAGAAUUUUUUUUAAUUUAAGAUGGGGUAUUUGGGAUGAAUUCCAAAUUGGAAGCUUUCCAUGGGAAUUAAUUUGAAUUUAAUAAAUUGAAUUUAAUAGAAAAUAUCAUAUUCAAGAAUAAAUAUGGACCUUUUGUCAUAAGCAGACUAAAUAUUGCUGUUAAAAAGCAUAUUUCAACAGAUUCGUUUGUUAGUACAACUUUAUCAAAUUUAAAAUAUUUUAUUGAGCAAUCCUUUAGUUGCAGAAGGAAAAAGUUAAUUAUUACUCCUAUGUCCCUAUACUUGCAUGAAAUCUAGUCAGGAUCAUGCUAAAAUAUGUUUUCCCCACCUUUAGUAGUCCCUCUUCCAAGCCAACCUUUAAUUUGAAUUCCUGGUUUAUUUUUUAUUAAUACCCAUGAAAAGUUUCCAACAUGAAAAAUGUCCAGAAUUUUGCAACCCUCGUCCUCACCCUCAGUGUGUAUUUAAAUUCAUGUUGUACUAACUGAUUUCACAUUCCCCCUUCGACACACACUUGAUUAAUGCAUCAAGAGCCAAUAACAUGUAAUAUUGUGAGCAUGACUUGAUGGAAUUCUAAAAAGAUGUCAUGUAAUAUUAGCCAGUAAUAUGAAUGUCCUCGGUAUACUUUGCCGUGUGCGUCUGUGUUGGGGGACCGCUAUGCAACACACGCUUCCUUGCUUUGGUUCUGUGGCAGUCUGAAGUGGAAAGCACUUAUAGAAUGUACUGUUCCUUCAUCACACCUGAAUGAUAUUCAUCGCUGGCAGGCUUUGAAUGUUACCUCAUGUUGAAAAGUUCAAAAUGUAGGAAUUACGAUUUUCUUUUCUUGUCUAGACAUGAAUUUAAAUGCUAAUGAUGCUGUAGCACUGGGAAGUAAUGUAAUUCCCUUCCUUGUCUCACACAACAGAUUCAUUGAACACGCAAAAGAACCAAAGAUAUUCCUUGUUUCUUUUGCUGUGGUUUUGUCUGUCCUUCUAUACUUUGUGUUUUAAAUAAAAAAUCUGAA